Molecule: messenger RNA, 1107 nt
Organism: Plasmodium gonderi
Lineage: Eukaryota; Apicomplexa; Aconoidasida; Haemosporida; Plasmodiidae
Exons: 1
Coding region: 1-1107 (368 amino acids)
Biological process (GO): translation
Cellular component (GO): ribosome
Molecular function (GO): structural constituent of ribosome
Source: RefSeq, a predicted model, not a curated record
AUGAAUAAAACGUGGAAAUUACUCGAUAAUGAUAUCUUAUCAAAUAUAUUGACUGAAAUGAGAUGGACAUUGCGUAUGAACAGUAAACUUGUUAUUAGUGGCAAGAAAUUUCAUACAAAGUAUAGAAACAAAAGUGAAAUGAAACAUGAGGAGGAGGGGAAAACAAAAUUACAGGAAAAUUUGGAAAAUAUAAAAGUAUCAAAAGAAACAUCAAGUAAUGCACUAUUUGAUGAAUGUCUAGAAGAAAUAUAUAAAAUGAAAAAAAAAGUUGAUAAAGAUAGUGUGGAAUAUGAUAUAUCUCCAGUUAUAGAAGAAUUAAAUAAAGAAGAAAUAAAAAUAACAAAAAAUAUAUUUGAAAGAAUUAAUAAAAAAAAAAAACAUAUCUCCAAUUUAAGUUAUAAAGACAUUUAUAUAGAUCCAUAUUGGAACCCUUUCAAAGAAGUAACAGAUUUGAGAAGAGAAAUUUCUUACGAAUUUAAUGAAUAUGCCAAAUUGGCAUCUAUUGUUGAAGUGAAAAAACAAAGGCGUGCAAUUAAGAGGUCCCUAAAAGAACAAUACAAAUUAUACAACCCUUAUUCGGAUGAAUAUAAUGAACAUGUAGGUUUUAACAAAAACACGAACACAGAUGAUUCAAUUACAUGUAAUGACAAAAAUGAAAAGUAUUGGAACCCUUCUUUUAAUAAAAAAAAAAUACUUAAUUUAAAAUGCCCGUUUAUAUGGAGGCACACACAUAUCUUACAUAAUUUCAUUGGAGAAAAUGGUCUUAUUUUACCACGUAGAAUUAAUUUUACUACUAGAAAGCAACAAAUACAAAUUUUCAAAUCAAUAUGUAUAGCCCGUAGAAUGGCUUUAUAUCCCUAUGAUAGAAAACCUGAUAAAGACGAUCUCAUCCCUUUGAUGGAUCCAUUACAAUUGCUUACCGAUGAAUUAAUACAUCGUUACAUUGAACACAGGGAUCUGCGUGCCCAAGCCAUUCUUAAAGUUAUGAUAAAUAGAUAUCCGUCUCUAAAUUAUUACAGAUAUUUCUCCCACCAAUCUACCAAAAAAACACAAGAAGAAGAAGAACAACAACAACAACAACAGGUGCACGAAAAUUUUCAUGAAUAA